Molecule: messenger RNA, 696 nt
Organism: Cucurbita pepo subsp. pepo (vegetable marrow)
Lineage: Eukaryota; Viridiplantae; Streptophyta; Magnoliopsida; Cucurbitales; Cucurbitaceae
Source: RefSeq, a predicted model, not a curated record
AUUUUCUUCCAUCCCCUUUCUUCAACUCAUCCAUUCUCAUUCAACCCCUUCCCAUCCCUCUUUCACUUGCACUCUAAUGGCGCCAUCUUACGAAAAGCCCGCUCACUCCUCCAUCGACGACAACGAGAAGCAUCGAGAAUUCGGCGCCAAGGUCCAAGAAAUGGCUUCCACCCUCACCAGUCGCUUGGGCAUGAUCCGAAAAGGAGGUUCUCACCAUCAUGAAGCCGUCGACGACCACGGCUCGAGCGUCAUAACACUAGCUGGAACCAACACCGGUGCCACCAUGCGUGCCGAGUUGAAUGGUAAAACCAAGAAGCUCGAGGAUGCAGGCGUCGACGAGAACGAGCCCCUCACCUCCUACAUUAACAGCAACUUCCAAGCCAUAAACAACUCCAUCAUGUUUGGUGGUAGCUACACAGGCAAUGACCCUGGGGUUCACAUGAACAUCACUGAUCUUCGUGAAGAAGGCCAUAAGGCUGAGAAAGGAGGGGCUAAAAGCAAGAAGGUUGACAAGGAAAAUGGCGAGUCCGGUGGCUCAUGGCUUGCAAAGGAAUGAGUUUUUUGGCGCACCAGAAGUUAUCAUAAUACAUAUAUAUAUAUUGUGCUAUAUAAGUACUAAAGAUUGAAGAGGUUUGUACUAUGAGUUUUUACGAUUCUUGAAAGCUUAAUAAACGGAUCGAUGAUGUUCAAAACAUG